This is a messenger RNA of Pocillopora verrucosa, 1001 nucleotides long. RefSeq lists its product as uncharacterized. NCBI's taxonomy places the organism in Eukaryota, Metazoa, Cnidaria, Anthozoa, Scleractinia, Pocilloporidae. The record is from RefSeq and is a predicted model, not a curated record.
UUCAUUCGAGAAGAGAUUUCCAGCGCCUCACUUUACUUUACACGAUGAAAACACAGACCACAAUAAGCAUUUUGCUUGUCAUCGUCGCAUUUGCCAUCUUUGCAACGGCGCAGAAAUGUGAGGACCACAUGGAAGCAAAAACUUGCCAGUACUUUAUCAAAAUAUAUGGCAAGAAAAACAUUGAUGUCUGCAAGUGGAAACACAUGAGGACCAACUGCGCUUUGACUUGCAAAAUUUGUGUACCCAGACCAAAAUGUGCAACAUCACGAAGCAGAUACGGCUGCUGCUGGGACAAAAAGACAGAAGCGAAGUCCUACGCGGGCGAGGGAUGUCCCGAAUGCAAAGACAGAUACCCGAGCUAUUGUAGACGGCGCGUGCAGCGAUUCUCCAAAGAAAAAGCCUGCAAUGUACGAGGAAACGACAUGUGUCCUAAAAGUUGUGGAGUGUGUAAGAUCAAGGCUGCUGCUCAAAGGCUGCCUGAAUGUCUGGAUUCCCCUUAUGGUUGUUGCUGGGAUCUUACCGCUGCCCUGGGACCUGGAGGAGAGGGAUGUAGAGUCUGUAGGAACCUUUAUACCAGAAUUUGUCGUUUAUGGAACGGGUACUGCCAGCCAAAUGCCUACAAAUUUGUUAAGGAAAGUGUGGUUCACAGAUACAGAAACAGCUGUCCCGUCACGUGCGGAAAAUGCAAAAUAGGACAGAAGAAGCUGGACAUUUCUUCCUUACGGAGACUUUGACAUACGUGAAACUUCGAAUUCUUCAAUACGUUAACAAAAUAUGUCCUCUACGUGUGCCACAGGCAAGAAAAGACGAAAAAUCCUCAGGAAAAGGGGCUACCAACGUAAAAUAAUUUCUUGUCUCAAUUUGAAAUGAAAACCACUAAACAUGCAGUAAAUAUUUGAAGCAUCGAAUUUUGCAUUGCAAGCAGAAAGAACGUGUAUAGUAUAAGAGAAAAACAAUAUUAUUUAUCAGUUAUUUAUAAAACGUCUCUUAAUGAAAAAUAA